GUCCCAAGCUCCACUCUCUCUCUCUCUCUCUCGCUCUCUCUCCAACGACCCUUCAAAAUAUCUGGCUCACAUUACCCCGAGAUAUUAUCUGCCCGAUGACGUGGCACCCCAACGACAGCACUGACACGUGUAAAAGCGAAGCCAUGUGGACCCUUUUUCGUCCCCGAAUACACCCUUCCCUCAACCGAACCCAGAACCAGAGGGUUUCUUCUCCGCCAAAAUUCUGAUCACGCACCAUGGAACCGGAGGAUCUCCGUCGCCGCUCGCAGCCGUUUUCCUCCGAUCCGAAGCCAUUGCCGGAGCUCGCUCGCUCCGCCUCCGCCUCCGCCUCCUCCGAUGUCAUGCUCGACAACGCCUCCAAACAUCUCUCGCGUCAGUCCGCGGCCGCUCCGCUUCUGCAGGAUGAGACCGUGCCUGUAAUUAGCCGUUUGGUUUCUAGGUCUUUUCAGCGCUUCUGCGCUUUGCUUUUCUGGUGUUUAAGCGCGCAAUUAUGCUUUGAAUUGCUUUCACCGGACCAAUCGACCAGAUGGACAGAUGAGAAGCACAAUCUAUAUAUUCGUUCUCUAGAGGCCUCAUUCGUGAAUGGACUGCAUCAUUCUAUGUUUUUACGUGGUUGGAGCUUAAAAAAUAGUACUGAUGAAACAUAUAAAUGUAGAAUUUUGCUAAAUUCACAUAAUAUGCCACCUAGGCAGUCUCUGGCUCUACAAGAUGGCUGCCAGAAGAAGAUCAACCUUGAAAGAAUUUCACCUAUGUUAGAGAGCACAGCUGAUUCUCAUGUUCUUGCAGGAAGUCAAUUUGAACUUACAUCUGUGGAUAGAAGCUGUAGUUUGAGAGAGCCUAAUACCUGCAAGCAUGAGUUGGUUUGUGAGGAGGAUGCAAGAGGGAGUUCAACAUUUACUGACAUGUCGGCAAGAAGUUUAGAGAAGCAAAGUAUUUGCUGCUCAUUCCACCUAGAUUUGGCUUGCAGUACCACAGAGGUCACCGAUCAAAACUUCAAGGACAAGGAAGCCAGGUCAAGCUGCAUGCCCAUGGUGAAAAGGCUGAAGACAGCUAUAGCUGAUGGUUCAAGCAGUGAUCAAGUUGGAAAAUUUCACACACCAGAUGUUUCAACCAGUAGUAAUUCAACCUCAUAAAAUAACGGACAUGAAUUGCUAUCAGAACCCCCAGAGAGCUACCAUUUCCCAAAGGCUGAUAUGCUGUACUAUCUAGGGGGAAGGUAAGUAUAUGCAACAUAGAAUUGAAGCCUCAGACUUUACAGUUGAUACUUAUACAAAUUGAGAGAAUAGACAAUCUGCUUGGUGCUCUUGAGAGAAUUGUGUAAAGGAAAAUCGAACGUGACAACUUUAUUCAUGUGGAAUUUAGUGCUGGUUAGGUUAUCCAAAGGUGUUUAAUGUAAAAGUGUAAGGAAGAAACUUUGGAUAGCAAUUUGCAUAGACAUAGUAAAAAUCUUGAUUUUAUAUGAAUUUUUGUUAGAUGAAAUUUUGGAUGAUUAACUAACUGUUUUGGUAUCCAAGAUUAGUAUCACAUUUCUUUAGUUUUAGCAUCCUCAAAUUUUCCUACAACAAUUGUACUUCAAAUAAUUGAAAAGAUUACAUUAUAUUGUAUUUAUCA
Molecule: messenger RNA, 1611 nt
Organism: Cajanus cajan (pigeon pea)
Lineage: Eukaryota; Viridiplantae; Streptophyta; Magnoliopsida; Fabales; Fabaceae
Product: cold-regulated protein 27
Biological process (GO): regulation of circadian rhythm; response to cold
Source: RefSeq, a predicted model, not a curated record